Messenger RNA from Prunus dulcis (almond), 2464 nucleotides. RefSeq names its product dihydrolipoyllysine-residue acetyltransferase component 1 of pyruvate dehydrogenase complex, mitochondrial. Gene Ontology annotation, biological process: pyruvate decarboxylation to acetyl-CoA. The transcript is spliced from 23 exons. The record is from RefSeq and is a predicted model, not a curated record. Gene Ontology annotation, molecular function: acyltransferase activity. NCBI's taxonomy places the organism in Eukaryota, Viridiplantae, Streptophyta, Magnoliopsida, Rosales, Rosaceae. The coding region runs from base 202 to 2112 and encodes 636 amino acids. Gene Ontology annotation, cellular component: mitochondrion; pyruvate dehydrogenase complex.
GAGGUUAGGUUAGGUGGGUAAGUCUGCUAUUACAUGGGAUCUGACUUUUUUGUUGGGUCAAACUUCGCAGCCCACCAAAAAUAUUGAGCUCAAUCACAAAUUCAUAUAUGCACCUCUCCUCCUCUGUGUCGCAUUGAGCAGAAUUUUAAAGAGGAAAAGAAGAAAGACACUUUCUUUUUCUCUGUAAAGGAAAAAAAAAAAAUGGCGCUCUCACGGCUUCGACACCCAGUGAUCUCUCGCGCGCCCUCUCUCUUGAGAGCUCGCCUUCUCUCCUCAACCACCAGAUCACUCACUCGAACUUUCAGUGUGCAAAAUUCUACUACGCUUGGUGAUAAUACUCUGUUAAGGCCUGCAACUUUGUCCAUGCUCACUGGAGUUCAGGAUAAACUAUCAAAGCUCAAGCCUUGGACGUGUGUCAAGUAUUACUCAACUGCAGAUCCUUUGCAUGUUGUCCUCACGAUGCCUGCGUUAUCUCCUACAAUGAGUCAAGGUAACAUUGCAAAGUGGAAGAAGAAAGAAGGGGAUAAGAUUGAAGUGGGUGAUAUACUAUGUGAAAUUGAAACUGAUAAAGCUACCGUUGAAUUUGAAAGCCUUGAAGAAGGGUUUCUAGCCAAGAUACUGAUACCUGAAGGGUCAAAAGAUGUGCCUGUGGGACAGCCUAUUGCAAUAACGGUUGAGGAUGCAGAUGAUAUCCAAAAUCUCCCUGCUAAUGUGAUGGGUCGAUCCGAGGUCAAAGAGGAUAUACCACCACAACAGAAUGUCAAAAAGGAAGAUGGGGUACAAGAUACAAGUUCUGUGGGCAUAAACACAUCAGAACUUCCUCCUCACAUUCUUAUUGAAAUGCCAGCUUUAUCCCCAACAAUGAGCCAGGGAAACAUUGCUAAGUGGAAAAAGAAAGAAGGAGAUAAGAUAGAAGUGGGUGAUGUGAUAUGUGAGAUAGAGACAGACAAAGCAACCGUUGAAUUUGAAUGUCUUGAAGAGGGAUACUUGGCUCGGAUACUGGCACCAGAAGGUUCAAAGGAUAUAGCUGUUGGCCAAGCAAUUGCAGUAACAGUUGAGGAUGCAGCUGAUUUGGAAGUUGUAAAGAAUGCUGUUUUCAGUGGUUCAGCUGUCAAAGAAGAAAAACCAAUCCAUCAGGAUACUAAGGAUGCAACUAGAUCAGAAAAAACUAGUGUUAAAAGGAUCAGUCCAGCAGCAAAGUUGCUAAUUACAGAACAUGGAUUGGAUACAUCAUCAUUGAAAGCAUCAGGUGCUCAUGGUACACUGCUGAAAGGGGAUGUUUUAGCUGCAAUCAAGUCAGGACUAGGAUCUACAAAAGUUUCAUCUAAAGAAAAGACAGCUCCAUCCGCUCAGGUGCAUCCAAAGACUUCUGCCCCAGCAUCAACAGAGUCAAGGUCUUCAAAGCAGACAGAUUCUUUUGAAGAUUUUCCCAAUAGUCAAAUCCGCAAGGUUAUAGCUACCAGAUUGCUGGAAUCAAAACAAAACAUACCUCACUUAUAUUUAUCAGCAGAUGUUAUACUGGACCCUCUUCUUUCUCUUAGAAAGGAUCUUAAAGAGCGGCAUAAUGUUAAAGUUUCAGUGAAUGACAUUGUCAUCAAAGCUGUAGCUGUUGCACUGAGAAAUGUACCUGAAGCAAAUGCUUACUGGGAUGCUGAAAAAGGAGAGGUCUUUCUUUGUGAUUCUGUUGAUAUAUCGAUUGCUGUGGCUACUGAAAAGGGUCUGAUGACUCCAAUUGUGAGGAAUGCAGAUCAGAAAACAAUAUCAGCAAUCUCCUCAGAGGUCAAGGAACUAGCUGAGAAGGCACGAGCAGGAAAGCUUAAGCCCAAUGAAUUCCAAGGAGGAACUUUCAGUAUUUCAAACUUGGGGAUGUUUCCAGUGGAUCAUUUCUGUGCAAUUAUAAACCCACCUCAGGCCAGUAUCCUUGCAGUUGGCAGAGGGAACAAAGUUGUUGAACCAGUAAUUGGAAGUGAUGGAAUUGAGAGGCCGGCAGUUGUCACUAAAAUGGACUUGACAUUAUCGGCCGAUCAUCGUGUUUUUGAUGGCAAAGUUGGAGGUUCUUUCCUCUCAGCUUUAUGUUCGAACUUCAGUGAGAUCCGAAGGCUUCUUUUGUAAUGACAGGAGAGAAGCCUCAAAUUAAGCUAGGAGAGAUUUCCCUGAAAUAACCAUGGUGGCGGUUCUCUCUCAAAUCACUUGAGAAAAUCACAGUAUUUUUGCUCCCAGCGUAUCCAUCUUGUACAUUCGCAUUUGUUGUGCCAUCUUGGUUUGUAGAACUUUUUUGUCACAUGAAAUUCAACUUGCUUGGUGACAGCAAAAUCAUUGAGGUACCAUGGGUGCAAAAUUUUGCAUGACUUCCCAUCUAAUUCCAAAUGUUAUCUUCCCUGUAAUAAAAGGGAAUAAUGUACAAACGCGGCACAGAAAAAUAUCAACAUUUUUCAAGAAUAAAUUUCCUCGUUAAUUUGCAAAA